Messenger RNA from Ostertagia ostertagi, 654 nucleotides. NCBI's taxonomy places the organism in Eukaryota, Metazoa, Nematoda, Chromadorea, Rhabditida, Trichostrongylidae. The record is from the annotation of a GenBank genome assembly.
AUGUUCCCCGUGUUACCAACCAGCGGCAAGGACACUCAGAUUGAUCAUGCCGCACAAAUUACCCAAGCUGCUGUAGACUUCUACCUAAAAAUUAUCAGGAACGAAAUUCCUCAGGAUAUGGCUGGCAAGACGCCGUUUGAUAUGAGCCAGUACAAGUUUAUGUAUGGUACAACUCGUAUUCCACGGAAAGAAUGCGACGAGUGGAUGUUUUCUUCUUGGAUAUUUAGUCCUCAAAGAUCACAUAUCAAUGUUUUCAAAAAUCAGUUUGUUCAGAUUUUUUCAAUGCCUGUACUGAAUGCGGCCGGUCAGCCGCUGCCAUUAUCAGCGCUCUCCGGGCUUUUCAAUGACGUUAUCAAACAAAGUCGCGAAAGACAACCGCAUGCUAUCGGCAUUGUUUCAUCGGAUAAGCGUGAUCGUUGGGCAGAGAUCUACGAGCAACUCGAAGGUACGCUCUGCAUGAGAUUUUUCGACGAAAUUCACUUUACAUUAAUAAAUGAAAUCCCUACGAACUCGUCACAUCUUUCAACAAUCGAAGAUGCAUUGUUUGUUGUAUGUCUCGAUCAGGAAUCCGAACCUGAGAAAGGCUACAGCGAGAAAGAUGAGCAGGCUAGACAGGCGAGUUUUUGGAAAUGCGACAAAAUCGUGGUUGUAUAG